This is a messenger RNA of Cokeromyces recurvatus, 843 nucleotides long. RefSeq lists its product as uncharacterized. Lineage: Eukaryota; Fungi; Mucoromycota; Mucoromycetes; Mucorales; Mucoraceae. The coding region runs from base 1 to 843 and encodes 280 amino acids. The transcript has 4 exons. The record is from RefSeq and is a predicted model, not a curated record.
AUGAACUAUAUUAUAGAAUGUGAACGGAUUAUGAAUGAAGCUAUCAAAGAUCAACGUUAUACUAUCAUUAUAGCAAGUGCUCGAUUUUUAUAUAGUAUUCUUCAUAUUAUUUUAAACUUUUGUAACACUACACAAGACAAUAAUAAGAUGGAUUUAGAUAUACCUAUAUUAGUACAUAUGAAAGAAUUAGGGAAAAGAGUAACGGAAGCAGCUACUUUAUUAGAUAUAAAAUUAAUUGAACAAGAUAACAAACAAAAGUUGCGAGAAUUAUUGAAAAUUAAAGCUGGCUUUUGUCUAUUACUUGAUGACUGGGAUUAUGAUGCAACGUUUAAAAAUGCGUAUAGGCUUUUGACUGAGGCAGAUGAUAAUAUUGCUGCUAUAUUACUUCCUUAUUUAUCAACUAUAUCGAAAAGAUGCCAUCAAUUACUCUCCUGGUUCCCUACUGAGGCAUUAAUAGAAUUAAAAAAGAGAAUAAAACAACCUUUUGUUUUCGUUGACUUGAUUCGACUUUUACUAAGAAUAACGCCUAGUCAAUCCGAUUUAACACAUCAGUUGAUAGAACUUUUAUAUGAAUUUGGUGAAUGGGAUCAAGCAACUGGAAAAUUUGUGAAAAAUGGUUGGAAUUUGUAUUUGAUGGGUAUAGAAGCAGGCAUUUGUGGAUGGUACGAGUUCAUGUAUUUGAUUAUGAGAGACUUGUGUAAAAAAGUGGAAACAGAAGCUUCAUUUUAUUGGUUAGGCUCAUUAUCUUCAUUAGCUUAUGCAGAAUGGUCUUUAAGUCAAAACAAUUAUUCUGCUCAACAUUAUAUUAUUUCAUUAAAUGAAUUAAAGGUUUGUGAAAUAUAA